Molecule: messenger RNA, 309 nt
Organism: Microthlaspi erraticum
Lineage: Eukaryota; Viridiplantae; Streptophyta; Magnoliopsida; Brassicales; Brassicaceae
Source: the annotation of a GenBank genome assembly
AUGGAAAACGAAGGGAACGCAGGAACGGGAAGCAGUUCAAGGUGGAAUCCAACGAAAGAUCAGAUAACGCUGCUUGAGAACCUUUACAAGCAAGGCAUACGAACCCCGAGCGCCGAUCAGAUACAGCAGAUCACCGGUAGGCUCCGUGCUUACGGCCACAUCGAGGGUAAGAACGUCUUUUACUGGUUCCAGAACCAUAAGGCCAGGCAACGCCAAAAGCAGAAACAGGAGCGCAUCGCUUACUUCAAUCGUCUCCUCCACAAAACCUCCCGUUUCUUCCACCCUCCACCUUGCGCAAACGGCACGUAG